Meloidogyne enterolobii is the source of this 630-nucleotide messenger RNA. Lineage: Eukaryota; Metazoa; Nematoda; Chromadorea; Rhabditida; Meloidogynidae. The record is from the annotation of a GenBank genome assembly.
AUGAAAUGGAUAGAUUUAUGGUAUAAUGCCGAAGAAUAUAACGUUCAAACAAUAAAUUCAAAAUUAAAUUUAAAACAGCAAAAUAAAACAAUAAGUAAACGAAAAUUAUUUAUUGCAACUGAUGAACCUAAAGAAAUUAUUUUGGAAGCUGAGAAACGUUGGGGUAGCCAAUACGAAUUCGUACAUAAUAGUCAAGAUGCUCAUUAUGGAAAAGUAGCAAAUGAUCCCGAGAGGUGCUCUUUGGAAUCAUUAAUUUCAUUAAUUGUAGAAAUUCGUUGUUUGGCCAAAUGUCGAUUUGUGGUCUGUACAUUCUCAAGCAAUAUUUGCCGAUUUGUCUACGAACUUAUGCAAGCUUAUCAAGGUUAUGCCGGAGAGAAUGUUCAUUCUCUCGAUUUUGAUUAUGAAGAAUUAUGGAAUGAAAAACAAAUGAUAUCAAUUUCUGAUUAUAAAGCAACAAAUAAUGAGGAAAUUGAUGCUCUUAAAGGAGACAUUAUUAUAUUUAAAAAGCAAAAAUUAAAUGGAUAUAUUGGAGCUUUCAACACUCGAACAAAGAAGGAAGGAAAAUUUCCUCAUGGAUUACUCAGAGAAAAAUUAAAAUUUGAAAGUUUUCCUGUUUUUUCCUUUAAUUAA